Triticum dicoccoides is the source of this 416-nucleotide messenger RNA. RefSeq lists its product as uncharacterized. Lineage: Eukaryota; Viridiplantae; Streptophyta; Magnoliopsida; Poales; Poaceae. The transcript is spliced from 2 exons. Gene Ontology annotation, molecular function: serine-type endopeptidase inhibitor activity. Gene Ontology annotation, cellular component: extracellular region. The record is from RefSeq and is a predicted model, not a curated record. The annotation marks the transcript as partial.
ACAAAACCAUCAUCCCACGAGCAGAUCGACAGGAGUGGGAAGAGCAAGUUUAGGACCAACCAAGGAUGAAGAGCAGCACGCUGGUGGCGAUCCUAAUCCUCCACACCAUGACGGUCAUGGGAAUCCUCUCACACUCACAGGCCGUCGACGUCGAUUUCCCCAAGUGCUGCGACAACUGCAGCACCUGGUCGGGGGGCAUGUUCUGCGACGACGUCGGCCCCAAGUGCCGCAACGGCUGCGCGAACUGCCACGUGGUGCAGACGACCCCCGUGAAGACGUUCCGGUGCGGAGAUGCACGCGCCGCCCACUUAGGGCAUCUCCAGCCGCGCCCCCAAAAAAGCCUUUCCAGACGUUUUUUUUGCGCCGACGUCGAAAAAUCGGCCCAGUCGCGCCCUCAGCAGUCCGAUUUUCGCCGG